This is a messenger RNA of Bombyx mandarina (wild silkworm), 2025 nucleotides long. RefSeq lists its product as uncharacterized. Gene Ontology annotation, biological process: protein dephosphorylation. The record is from RefSeq and is a predicted model, not a curated record. NCBI's taxonomy places the organism in Eukaryota, Metazoa, Arthropoda, Insecta, Lepidoptera, Bombycidae.
AUGAAUCGAAAUGCAGAUAUUAUUUUUACAGCAGAAUAUGUGAAAAAUGUUCUUUAUUUUGUUAUUGUACGAAAUGGGAAGAUUUUGAGGGAAACUUCCGACGCUCAUUAUUUUUGUAUAGACGAUGAAUUAGUGUAUGAAAAUUAUUAUUCUGACUUCGGACCUUUAAAUUUGGGAUGUGUUUACAAAUAUUGUAAGUUAUUAAACGAGAAACUAAGACUGUGCUUAAAAAAGAAAGCUGUUGUACAUUAUACAUCAGCUGAACCAAAAAAGAAGACGAACUCUGCUUUUUUGAUAGGAUGUUAUGGUGUUUUGUAUUUUGGUUUUUCACCACGAGAUGCGUUGAAACCGCUUCUAACACAUGGCCAAACUUACAGACAAUUUCAAGACGCAGCUCAGUUUGACUCGCCGUAUACCAUAUCCUUGAUGGAUUGUAUGCAAGCAAUUAAGAAGGCGCGUGAUUUAGGAUUUUUCAAUUUCCAAGAUUUCGAUUGCGGUGAAUACGACAGACUAAAUUCAAUUCAAGGAGGUGACUUAAAUUGGAUCGUUCCAGGAAAGUUUUUGGCAUUUAUCGGACCAGUUGAUUCCAGGCUCACUUCAUUUUACCAUCCUCCUGAGCUCUAUUUAAAAUAUUUUACGGAGAACAACGUUAAAAUAGUCAUAAGACUAAACAAGAGGUCAUACGAUGGUAACGUAUUCAACAAUGCCGGCAUCGCGCAUUACGAUUUAUUCUUUCCCGAUGGUUCCUGUCCACCGAAGCAUAUACUAUUUAAAUUUCUUCAAAUCAGCCAAGAGUCUAACGGAGCCAUAGCUGUGCAUUGCAAGGCUGGCUUAGGUCGCACCGGAUCCUUGAUUGGUUCAUAUUUGAUCAAACAUUAUCGUAUGACAUCUCAUGAGGCUAUUAGUUGGAUGAGGAUAUGCCGAUCUGGGUCCGUUAUUGGUCAUCAACAGGAAUGGCUGGAACAAAUAGAAUCAUGGCUGAUAAAACAAGGAAACCUAUAUAGGAAACACAAGUACCAGGACACUGAAAGACUGCCAAUACACGAGUUCGGAAUAUACUCGAUCGCGGAAAGAAAUUUUAGACAGAAGCCAGUUUUACUGCAAAAAUCACCUUCUCCGCCACCUCCGAUACAAAGGCACUUACGUCCUGAUAUUGCGGCUCCAGUAAGACCACAGGCAUCCAAAGUUCGAGAUAAUAGCGACGAAGAAGACGAGAUAUUUCUAACGUCGUGCGAUUUAACAGUUACUUCUGAAAUUCCAUUGACUCAAAUGAAGGGUUGUAUUAUAAAAAGUAAUAUCAUAAUAGAAGACGAAAACGAUAAUGGCCAUUUAGAUAAAUGGAAAGAUUUUUGGAAAAACUUUUUGUGUUGCAAGCCUUGUAUUCAAAUUUGCAAUGAUAGCUUAUGGAAGUUGUCGAAUUUUUUGAUGCGGAGUAGUAUAUUUAAUGAUCACCGAGGAAGACAGUUGAGUUCAACAGUCACAGUGACACCGGGGUGCACCAUACGAAUACCAACGAAUACUGCUCCUAGCUACGCAGCUCACAUGACACCGUCGUUUUUCAAUGCGGCUUCUAACACGACACAAAAGGGAAAUUUAACACAGAACAGACGUAGGCUCGGACGUAGCCCCAGUCCAUCGCCUACUCGUGUAUUAAAUAAACAAACACGGGCUACGAAUACGCCUCCUUCACCUGCCGAGAAGUCCGUUGAGAAGGGAUCAUCGAGGCUCGCAUUAAAAGAGGCUCUAUCAAGACUCAAAUUAAGCAACCCGAGAGACGGGUCUAUAGGGGCAGCGUCGGUUGGUGCCGCGUCCCUGGGGGCCCGACGUGAAGCGCCGGCGACCAAACGAGCGCCCAGCGUACGGUCGGACGAACGCCAUACUGCCACACAGGGAGAUAUGCUGAACAGCAUUAAGUUCCAAAGGCGACUACGGGAAACUUUGAACACGGACAGAAUUCGUAACGUGUUUCACGAGAAAAUUAGCGCUCAUCCAUCUAAAGACAGAUCAAAUAUCAAGAACUCUUAA